Photinus pyralis (common eastern firefly) is the source of this 1014-nucleotide messenger RNA. RefSeq names its product pickpocket protein 28-like. Gene Ontology annotation, cellular component: membrane. NCBI's taxonomy places the organism in Eukaryota, Metazoa, Arthropoda, Insecta, Coleoptera, Lampyridae. The transcript has 5 exons. The coding region runs from base 1 to 1014 and encodes 337 amino acids. Gene Ontology annotation, biological process: sodium ion transmembrane transport. The record is from RefSeq and is a predicted model, not a curated record. Gene Ontology annotation, molecular function: ligand-gated sodium channel activity.
AUGCCUUUACUACACUACCUAACCGAAGCGACUCCCCCGGAAAAUAUAAAGGAAGAUUUUUUCCAAUUACAAAAAACAUUCGAGUAUAACAAAAUAAUUGUGAAAGAUAGAGUGGAAGAUUUACUACGCUAUCUAGCUCCGACGUGCAAAGAGCAAUUGGAAAGGUGCGUGUGGAAAGGAGAACGGGUUGCGUGCGAAAAUUUAUUUCAGCAAGUGAAAACACCGAACGGUUUUUGUUGCGCUUUCAAUUAUUUAGCUUAUAAGUCCGUAGAAAGCGGAAAUGUGAAGAAACCGAUUGCGCCGAGAAGGGUGUCGGCUACCGGGUACUUUUCAGCUUUAGAAUUAGUCGUUAAUAGCGUGCCAGAGGAUUAUCUAGCAAGCGAACUUUCGUCGUACGGCCAUAUGGUAAUUGUGCACUAUCCGUACGAUUUCCUUGAAGGCGCAUCUCAGAUGUUACUGCAGUAUGUUAAUGCACUGACUUUAAUAAGCGUGAAGCCAAUUCUAUACCGUACCGAUGAUAAUGUCAGCAAUUUAAGCAUGGGGAAAAGAAACUGUUCCUUCAUUGGAGAAAAGCAGUUGAAGUACUUUGUGUACACGUACAAUAAUUGCGUAAUUGAGUGUAAAGCUAACAUUAUAUUGGAACGUUGUGGAUGUGUUCCUUUCUUCUACGUGCAUUUAAAUGGUGAAGGUGGGUAUGUGAUAACUGAUAAGUUUGCCAAAAUCUACCUUUGGUGUUUUAUUCUAACUAAAAACGAACACGGAGGUAUCAAGCUGAACAAUCAGAGCGUUCUCCGUAUAUACUUCGAUGAUGUUAUGUCCAUUAGACAUACCACUUCCAUGAAAUAUUAUUGGCAUACCAUUUUAGGUGUAAUUGGCGGAGUGUUGGGCUUAUGGAUUGGAUUCAGUGCGAUUUCUGUAAUCGAAAUGGUGUAUUUCUUAAUUAUUCGUCCGAUCACGCAAUUACUGAUGCAAAGAAGAAUUUCAAAACUUUACCUUGAAUAUGGAUGCAAAUAA